Myxocyprinus asiaticus (Chinese sucker) is the source of this 2727-nucleotide messenger RNA. RefSeq names its product GSK3-beta interaction protein-like. Gene Ontology annotation, biological process: regulation of canonical Wnt signaling pathway. NCBI's taxonomy places the organism in Eukaryota, Metazoa, Chordata, Actinopteri, Cypriniformes, Catostomidae. Gene Ontology annotation, cellular component: cytoplasm. Gene Ontology annotation, molecular function: kinase regulator activity; protein kinase A binding. The coding region runs from base 144 to 551 and encodes 135 amino acids. The record is from RefSeq and is a predicted model, not a curated record. The transcript is spliced from 3 exons.
CACUCUCGCGCGCGCCGCUGUUGCACGCGGUGUGUUCACGAGCAUCCGCUCUGCGCGCCCACUUCACAGUUCAUCCGCGCAGUUACAGGAGAGUAUUAUUUACAGUGCGAGAAACGAAUACGAAGAGAGAAGACGCUUGAUUUAUGGGGAUGGAGGUGGACUGUAAACCAGAGGACCUGUCUACAUGUUUGUAUGAUGAGCACUGUGUGGAGCAGGGAGAGGUUAAAGAUAUGAGGCUGGAGGCUGAGGCGGUGGUCAAUGAUGUGCUCUUCGCAGUCACAGACAUGCACGUCUCUCAUAAUCUUACCAGUGGAGUGGAUGUGGCAUAUAUAAACGUGGAAAUCAGAGAGGGAAACCGGUACUGCUUAGAGCUCACAGAGGCAGGUUUAAGGGUGGUUGGACAUGCCUUUGGUCAGGUUGAGGAGGGUUUGAGCACCCAGUAUCAUGAGACUGUUUACUCACUGCUGGAUUCUCUGAGUCCGGGAUACAGAGAAGCGUUCGGAAAUGCUCUGCUACAGAGACUGGAGAGGCUCAAACAAAAUGGACAGUGAGGAUCAUUCAGUAUCAUUCAGAACAUCUUUGCUCGCUAAUGGUCAAAUCAAGUUCUGUGCUGCCCUCAGCUUAUAGCAUCAGUGGUACCUUACCAUUUUCUGUUUUGAACCUUUCAUUUGUUUUAACAGAACUUCUAGGUGAUUAUUUGCCUGUGAUGUUUUAAGGGUUUUAUUCUAUUAUUUGGAGAGAUAUCAUUAGCAGCAGUGGUGAAAUAACAGGCCCAGAUUAAUACUCCAUAUAGUAUUCUCCUCUUUUUUUUUUAUUCUAAACAUUCAGCUAAAAAUACAGUUGCUAAUUCAAGUGAAAUAUCCCUCUGAUAUAGCACUUUGUGCUGUUUUGGGGAUGUUGGGAAAAUGUUAUUGGAACUAAAAAGCUUGUAUGUUAACAUACAAGUGCACAGAUUUGAGCUAAUCUGGGUUUAUUAAAAUAUUAGUUUUAAAACUCCAUACUACACAGCAUGGAUCAGUAUUAUCAUUAAAAAUAUAUCAGAUGCCUUACUAUUUUAAGUUUUACCUGUCCACAGGAUAGUGGUUGUCUGAAAUUUUAGUUUAAAGUUGAGAUACAUCAUGUAUCUUCUAUUCCUCUUGCUUGCUAAUUAAUAAUCUGGGUUCAAUACAAGUUAAGCGCAAUUGACAGCGCAUUUGUGGCAUAGUUGAUUACCAUAAAAAUAAAAAAAACAAUUUUUUUUACUUGUCCCUUUUCAUUUAAAAAAAAAAGCAAAAAUUGAAGAUACUGUGAGUCACUUACAAUAAAACUUAUAUUAUUUGAGCUGGAAAUUUGUUUAAAUCGUCAUUUUUUCAGUGGUUUUAGGGUUUGUUUACAAAAAAGUUGUAAAAUUGGAUAUAACUUUACACAGAAAAGUUUAGUAAGUGAUUUUAUCACACUAAAAUCAUGUUAACACGCAUAUUGUUUACGUCUUGUGGCUAUACUUUUGAAAUAGUGAGCAUUUUAACGUUUACAGAUUGGCCCCCAUUGUAAGCGCCUCACUAGAGCCCACAUUUUUGCUUUUUUUUAAAGGAGGGACAAGUCAAAAUACAUUUUUGUGGUAAUCAAUAUUAUGCCACAAAUGCUGUCGAUUGAGCUUAACUUGUAUUAAACCCGGAAUAUUCCUUUAAUGUCAUAUCAAACUCUCUUUGUGAAUGUAAGAAAAUGCCUAAUCCAUUGCUUGCUUUCUCAUUCUGCCAAAAUCAGCAGAAAGGACUGAAGUGUCAAAACAUGGUGGUGGUAUCCAUCAUCAACCCCUUUCCAAAAUGUACUUAUUGGAAUUUUUAAUGAAAAAUACAGAAAAGUGUUGAUUUCUGUAGAACGUUUAGUGUGGACAUUCAAAAUCUUUCCCUGCAAGUAUGUUAUAGAAGAACAGCAUGUUUGUGUGGAUCUCAGUGCCCACUUUAAAAAAAAAACAAAAAAAAAAAAAACACCAUUUAGUUAUAUAUUUGCUAGAACAAACAUAUCACAUGUAAAUCCAAUGUUGGUGUUUUUUAAAGUGUUGAUUAUUUUUCUUCUUGUGACAAAUGAUUUUACGUUAUGUAGUGACUUAAUCCAUUGAUUUGACAUUUACAACACUAUGUAAUUCCAAUAUUUUUUUUUUUUUUUAAAGCAUAUUUGAAAACAAUUAUAUUUGGGACCAAAUAGUAAUGUUGUGGCUUGAGCCCUUGAAUGGACUGAUUUUAUGAAAUGUAUACAUUCUAUAUAUUGCACAGAAUUGCACUAAUGGAAAUAAGGUUGCCUUUUAUAUGACCUGUUUGAAAGGGCUGCUUAAAUUAUACUACAAAGUUCCAUUCCACUACAUUUUUCUUUUGUGUCCCACAAUUGAGUUUAGAGUGAAGAGAGAUUUUAAUCAUUAAUAGAUGCAUUAAUACAUGAAGUUCUUAUAUGAUGAGCUUCUACCUCAUGUUGGAUUUUUGUUUUUCAGCCAGUUAACUUGCCUGUGUUUCUGAGGCAGAGAAUAAUCAAAUGGUAUACUGAUACUAGGGCCAAUGAACAGGAUCUGUAUUCUCAUUUUAGCAAAUAAAAAAAAAAGUCACAAACCUUAAUUUUCUGAAAGUUUAACAACCAAAACAACAAAUAUGAAAGAGUGUUGAAUGACUUAACAUGGCACAAAUACCUUCUUCUGUACCUGAAGAAAUGUUGCUCGCUUCUGUUUCCUUGUAAUAAAAAGCACACAUUUAAAUGUUA